CAAUGGUACAGGAAGAAGUCAGCAACGUUCAAGAAGACCAUGAUCUUUAUGCAGGACAAUGCUCCAUUCAGCUAAAAUGGAUCAUGAACAGAUCAAGAAACUGACAUUCAAUGGAAGGCUCAUGGCGGUUAUUGAAAAGAAGGGUGGCUACAUUCAUCACUGAAUAGCUUUGAAGGGCCAAAAUAGUUCAUUGUUACUUCACUGAAUAACUUCCUGGGAAAUUACAUUUUUUUUAUUUGUUAAACCUUCUAUUUUGUUGGGAAAGAAACAUUUAGGAUCAACUGAGACCACUGUAUUUGUUCACCAAUCAAAUUAAGCUGAGAAGUACCAUUUGCCAUGUGUUUGGGUUUUUUUUUCUUUUUACAGGCCUAGUUAAAUAAAUUGGAAUAUAGAAGUACAGUAGAAACGAGAAACCGGACUGAAUGCACGUUUUUAAAACGGCUAUAGUUGUGUAUCCGUGGAUUGCAGGCGUGAAAAAGUGAAAAACUGAAAUCUGACUGAAGCGAAUGUAGUUCAGUUCAGUCUGAAGUUGUAGAGGAAACAUUCGCACUCGGUAAUUUAGUUUUGUAACGCCACACAGGUCAUAAGGUCUGUUAGAAAUUAUAUAUCGGAGCUACAAACCCCACCCUGCUCCGCUGUACGAGGCGACUCAACACCGCCAUCUUGUGUUUGUGUGUAUGUGUUGCUGUGUUCAUGAGGCAGUUUUGCUUAGUUUUUUCUUUAAGGUUUAAUGUUCUAUAUUAUUGUGAGUGUGUGUUUAUGUAUUUUAGUGUGAGCUGUAGUUUUGUUUUGUAAUUUUACGUGUUUUAUUUCUUCCUCCCAGAUUUCUGCACUACACAGUGUAUUAUUAGAAACAGGGCUUCUCUGUGUAGGAGAACAGUUGUUUUGUGUUAUUAACAGCAAGUUAUAUCGCUUAUUGUGAACCGUUAUGUGUGCAGGAGGCGGUUCAGCUGGACGGAGAGAUCCUGCAUGCGCUGUGAAGCGAGUGUGUUCUGUGGCGUAUCGGCACCUGGACAAGCACAAGAUCGAGCCGGUGCUCUACAUGAUGGAGUGGUUCAUGUGCGCCUUCUCCAGAACUCUGCCCUGGGCCUCGGACCUCCGAGUGUGGGACAUGUUCCUGUGUGACGGAGUGAAAAUGAUAUUCUGUGUGGGUUUGGUGGUGUUGACGUCCAUGCUGGGUACUCGGGAUAAGCUCAAGGCCUGUCCGGGUCAGUAUGAGACCAUGGAGGUCCUCAGAGCGAUUGAGCCUAGAUACAUGCAGGAGGGCUUCUUAGUGCUCCAGUUGCAGGUAUCGGCACAGGACGUGGAACAUGAGCAACGCACGCAGCUGAAGCGCUGGAAGAAGAAGCGCGGCGAGCCCGGCCCCAAACUCCCUCAGAGAAUGCACAGUGCUCGCACCAUCAUGGCCACCGAGCCUCAUACACACCAAGACCUCCGCCAGAAACCCACCAUUAUGGUCCAGUACCCAUCGGUCCCUGAGGAGAAGUCCGAGCCGAACCUCAGGAAGAAGAGAGGGAGCCUGUAGAAAAACCAAGCCCUCAUUCCGAACCCCUACACGCUACCUGGCGAGUCUAAACCUAGUCAGAUAUUGGACAUACAGCUUCUGAACCAGGAAAAUCUCAAUCUUGUACUUCCAAAUACACCAUCACAUCCACCACGGCCCCCUACAAUGCAGGAAAAUCAGGUCAAAGAGACGAGCACUUCUACAGAGCGACUCGUGCAGCGUCCUCAAAUUCCUCCAUCGAUAAGAAACUGGCGGAAUCUAUCCCUCUGCAACAUCUAUCCCUCCUAACUGCUCCUGUACACGGAUCACCUUCAGCGUAGCGUCCUCACCUGCUGAAAUGUGCUCCUGUCCAAUCCAGAGAACCUGACCAUGAUGAGCUCCCUAAUAAUACAUAAAACUCAGCCACCAUUUUGGAUCCAUCUACACACUCAAGCCCUCUGCUAACGCACAACGCACCUGCCACCGACGACUCGCCUGCUGCUCCCGAGUACAAAAAGAACACUCAUUGAUUUUUUUUUUUGUUGUUGUGCGUGUUAAACAGUGUGAUACGUUGAGGAAUUGAUUAUUGGCACACGUCUACUGAAUAGCAAGGAUCGUUAAGUCUUUAACGUGUUAUAGUUUACACCGGAGGAACUGCAAACAAUCUGAGAGAGGGAGAAACCCGUCAGCUACUAAAGGGCACACUUGGUCCAAAAAUGUACACACACUCCACAAAAACUCUUCAGUGCCUGAGGAGUGUUUACUCGCUCCAGUCUUCAGAAGGGAAGCUACCUACAGAUUCACAUUUGAAAGACUUUCACAGGCAUCACAAACAUUUGUUUAUAUUACACUCGUAUCAAUUUGGCAGGUUUUUUUCUUCUUAAUCCGAAGCAACCACCACUUCUUUGUGUUUGUAUUUCACAAAUUUCCUUACCGCAUCUUACAAGAGCUGCACGACAAUCGCAACAAUCCUGUACAAUAGGCACAGCCUUUUCAUUAACACAAUCUCAGUGAAAUAUCCUCUGUCUGUAUACUUUACGCGCAAACAAAACAACUCAAGCUGAGAACUUUAUUGCUGAUUCACUUUAUAUCACACCGCCUUCUAAUAUAGAUCUGAUCUAUAUUAUAUAUACGUGUACCUUAGAUAACGCCUCUCUGAACGCCAUGGUGGGACGUUCCCGAGUUGAAGUACUGUACAAGUCCUAAGCAUUAGAUCACCCCAAUUACUCUUGUAUACUCUUUCCGUACCAUCGUGAUCUUUGCCUGACGAAGCCAUACACAAAUCAUAAUUGACAUUUGGGGCCUAAUUCUAAAAUCACCAGAUACCAAAUGCACAACCGUUUUGUCUUGCUGCCAUCACAAAAUAAUAAUGUUUAAACCUUAAGUAACAGGGUCACGGAGGGUGUAUAUAUUUUUCCACACUACAUGAAGUUUUGGGAUCCUUAUAGACUGUGGAACAGAAGUGUACUCAGUGUGUCUCCACCGUUUUAUUUCAUAUUGGAGUACAACCAUUUUUCUUUUUACCAUUAAGGAUGAAACACUUGUUUCUUUUAAAACACCAUCUUUAAAUGUUUUUCUACCUCCUAACUAAACCCUCGGACUUAAGACACGAUCUUUGGAGCUGUUGACGCCCUGCUCAGGGUUAAACAACAACGUAUUUACAUUACCUUCAUUAAUAAUUUGUCAAUCUAUCCUCUUGGUUUUUUUAUUUUUUUUUUGGAGCAAAAGUCAGGUCCUCUCUCAUUUCAACAGGUCCUCUUGUUGGUGAAUACACAGCAAUCUUCUAAGGGUAUUAGGAUUUCUCGGAGCAGACAUUGUAGCAGAUAGUUGCAGAGUUUCUUCUGUGUUUUAACUACGAUGUCUUAACCACUAUUUUAACACUGAGACACAUGACUCCCUUUAAUUCGUUAACAAACACAUUUGUAAAAAUUCUGGUCAGCAAAACCCCCAAAAGAACGUCUGUCUGUCUGUCUGUCUGUCUGUCUCUCUCUCUCUCUCUCUCCCCCCCCCACCCCCGCACACCCACAUGGUCAUCAGAGGUCAUAAAUGUACUGCUGGGACAUGGGAUGUCAAAGCAUAGACGAAAGCUUAUGUAUUUAGCGAUAGUUCUGUGUAAGUAUCCUCGUUGGCGAACCAUUUUCUGAAAUCUUGUUUAUAGUUUAAACAAAAUGCACGACUCUUUUAAAACACCGUCUUUAAAAAAGGUUUUUCACCCUUAAAUUAACCUGGUUAGAAGGUAGGAUAUGUAAUACAUAUUUUCAUUUUCUUCAGGCAUAUUGUCACUUCAGUCUCCACAACGAAUAACUCCGAAGGUUUUGACCUUUCUUUCAGUAAAAGAGAACAACGACAUCAUACAGCCUUGAAGGACUGUAGAAAUUUUUAUUUUACAUCCUAAAGGGUUAGGUUUAGAAGGCAUGUAAUACGCGCGUUUCUUAUAAAACACCGUCUUUAAAACGUUUACCUCCUAAAGGGACCUAUUUAGAAGGUAUGUAGAAACUUUUUUUUUUUUUUUUUUUGAACAUUUCUUCGGGUAUAUCAAUGUUUUAGAGUAUUUAUUUCAGUAAAUUUUUAUUCAAAGUCAUGCCAAUUUCUCAAAAGUGCAAUCAAUAAAGUUUAAUUUAUUUCACAAGCUUACAUUCUGCUCAUUUAUGUUCACAUUCAACCAUCGUGUAUUUUCUAACAGCGGAGCUAUACAAAACAAACCCCCACAAUCUAAAUUUAAUGUGGGGUUGCAAGAUAAAAAUUCUAAUUUAUUGAAUUAAUUAAAUAUUUAAAGUUGUACACAUUAUUUUGAUGAGUUGUGUUGACAUAAUAAUGUUGAUAAUUACAUCAACUUAAUAUUGUGUGUAAUUUCUGUGUUAAUUGAUUUAAAACAAAAUUUACGUU
Messenger RNA from Ictalurus punctatus (channel catfish), 4369 nucleotides. Its product is annotated as TBC1 domain family member 10A-like. NCBI's taxonomy places the organism in Eukaryota, Metazoa, Chordata, Actinopteri, Siluriformes, Ictaluridae. The record is from RefSeq and is a predicted model, not a curated record. The coding region runs from base 929 to 1525 and encodes 198 amino acids. The transcript has 3 exons.